CCUCCUCCUGCGCGCCCCUCCGCGCGGCCCUAGCAGGGAGUGAGGCUCGGGUGCGCCGGGAGGGCCGCGCGGCGGCGGCGGGCGGGGGCGCGGGGCGCGGGCCGCGCUCGGGGAGGCGCCUGGGCCCGCCCUCCUCCGGGGAGCCGCGGGAGGGGCCCGGGCUGGCGCGGGGCGGGGAGAGCCGCCUGGCCCCUCCCCUCCGCCGCCCUCCCCAAAGUUGCCGUCUCCCCCGGGGCCGGCCGGUCUUAUGAUCCGGCGGAUCCUCCUGGGGAGGCCGGGCCGGGGAGAGGGCGCGGGCGCCGAGUGGCGGGGGCAGCGGGCGGGUGCGGCGACUGGGGCCGGGGCGGGGAUCCGGGCGGCGACCGCGGCGGCGGCAGCGCCCCGGGCCCGCCGCCCCCUCCCCUCCGGCGAGGGGAGCCGCUGCAUGGGGCUGGGGGGGCGGCCCUGCGGCGCGGAGCGGCGGCGACGGCGGCGGACCCCCCAGGCGGGCUGGGGCUGAGCCCGGGGCCGGGGCGGGGGCUCCGGGGGGACCAUGCCCGGAGGCCGGCCGGCAGCAGCAUGGCUCACGGGCCCGGCGCGCUGAUGCUCAAGUGCGUGGUGGUCGGCGACGGGGCGGUGGGCAAGACGUGCCUACUCAUGAGCUAUGCCAACGACGCCUUCCCAGAGGAGUACGUGCCCACCGUCUUCGACCACUACGCAGUCAGCGUCACCGUGGGGGGCAAGCAGUACCUCCUAGGACUCUAUGACACGGCCGGACAGGAAGACUAUGACCGUCUGAGGCCUUUAUCUUACCCAAUGACUGACGUCUUCCUUAUAUGCUUCUCGGUGGUAAAUCCAGCCUCAUUUCAAAAUGUGAAAGAGGAGUGGGUACCGGAACUUAAGGAAUACGCACCAAAUGUACCCUUUUUAUUAAUAGGAACUCAGAUUGAUCUCCGAGAUGACCCCAAAACUUUAGCAAGACUGAAUGAUAUGAAAGAAAAACCUAUAUGUGUGGAACAAGGACAGAAACUAGCAAAAGAGAUAGGAGCAUGCUGCUAUGUGGAAUGUUCAGCUUUAACCCAGAAGGGAUUGAAGACUGUUUUUGAUGAGGCUAUCAUAGCCAUUUUAACUCCAAAGAAACACACUGUAAAAAAAAGAAUAGGAUCAAGAUGUAUAAACUGUUGUUUAAUUACGUGAGAAACAUCGUCAGUGGCCAAGGAAACUGUCCAUUUCUCUCAGAAAGCAAAUGAAAUGCUACAACUAUACCUAGACCUUUUAUAGGUAAUGAAGCAGUUCAAAACUUGAAAGAAAACAAAACCUGUCCUCAGAAUUCUAUAAAGUUUAUUAAGAAUGUCCCUUAAAGGUUUAAGAAGCAGUAAGCAGCAUCUGAAGCCACAAUCUAUUAUAAAUACUUUAUUUCAACUAGAAGGUACAAUCUCUCAGGGGUUUCAUAGUUUAAAAAGCUACAAUCACAUCAUGUUGUAACUACAUAAAAAACAGAGCUGUAAAUGGAACUGCUUGGCUUUGACCAUACACAUUUCUGCACAGCCCUUACAGAAUCUGCACAAAGAAAUAUUUCCCUUUGCUCCAGUUAAUUGUUCUUGUAUGUAAGUUGCUUUCUAUUCCAGUAUAUCCAGAGUGGUGAAAUAACAAGGCCAGCCACGUAGCCAAAGGUCGCUCCAAGCGUACAGGAGAUGGGCCAUACCUGAGGAGAGAAUGUAUGAGAUCAAAAAAGAACAAAUGUUUUAUUACUUGAGCACAAGUGUAACCUAAAUAUUUCUAUAUUAAAGCUUAAUGUGCUUUCUUAAAGAAUGCCAAAAGUGUAAUAAGGUCAUAACUGCAUUUAUCAUGAACACUAAAAAUGUACACAUUUUAGUUAAUGUGCAUUAAACUGUAACAAGGCUUCUGGCAAUUGUAGACUUAGUUUGAUGCUCCCCAAAGUGCAUGAGACACAUGCUAAAAUUACAAAUUAAAAUUUUGGGUCAGACUUUGCCAUAAUGCUGGACUCAAUUUAGCUCUCUGAACUAGUUGGUAAUUUUUUUUUAAUUCCCACUUUGGCUGUGUACAUCAAAUGAAAUGAGAAGUGUGUAUGCUGACCAAACCACAAGAAACUUUCUUUAAGUUGUGUUAAAGAGGAAAGACCUAGAAUCCAAGCAUAUUACAUGAAAAUUGUAACAGAGCAGCUGCUCCCACCUUUCAGAUAUAGAUGUUGGAACCACAGCAGAAGUUAUAGAGCGACAACUUACAUACACACCUAGAAUGUAAGUUAAACAAAAUACCGGCUUCCAGAGACCCAUUUUCUCCAGCCAUAUUACAUUAGGCUAGAAGUAAUUAAUGUUGAUUUAUUUCAUCUACAAGCAGUUGGUCCCUAAGUGAAAGGCUCUGCUUAAAAAAAAAAAAAAAAAAAAAAAAAAAAAGUUGGAGAAAAAUUUUCCUGUUCUUCUGUGAAGCUUAUUUGGUACACUGGAGCCAUUUCUAAUCUUUCUCUGGGGGGAACAGGCCACAGAACUGUGUUAGAGGUGAACCAUCUUAAUUACUAGUUCUAUUACCUAAUUCAGCUUCCUUGUUUGGUCUGCUGUGGAUCUGCCUUAUUGCAUAUGCCAUGCAUCAGAUAAUGGUGUUAGACAAAGCUUCAUUGUGAACAACCUAAUGCAUUUUAGAGAAACAAUCUCAUCUACACAUUUUUUUCUAGCCUUUCCUACAUUUAAAAUUGCUGUUGCCUAAAUUAUAAUUUUUUAAAUGUCUUUGGUGGGCUUCUGUUAAUUCACAUGACUUGAGCUUAUAGCUAUGUCUACUGCACAGAUUGGGUAAUGGAACACUAAACUUUUAUACUUGAAAAUGACAGCCUUAAAUGCUCAUAUCAGUCACAAAUCUAGGAUGUACUGUCUUGUUGUAUGUGAGCUUUGUAGAGAUUUUUAAAAAUAUAAGCAUCACCUUCCCAUUGAAGAGUGGAGAGAGUCUACUGGAUGACUGGCCAGGAACUUUCUCUCUGAAUCGGACAUUUGGAUGUCUUCUUUCUUCCAAGAAAUGGUGGUUCACAUUAAAGUAUCAUGGCCUUAUGUAUGCUCAAAUGGAAUCUUAUGUAACUUUCUUAUUUAAUUUUGGUCUGCUAUUUUUAGAUAAAAUUGAAAGGAAUUGUAUAAAUCAAUUAACAUAUUAGCUAAGUUGUCCAACACAUGGUAUAAACGAAUUACAACAGUAAACUAUUAUACAUUUCCAA
Molecule: messenger RNA, 3199 nt
Organism: Symphalangus syndactylus (siamang)
Lineage: Eukaryota; Metazoa; Chordata; Mammalia; Primates; Hylobatidae
Gene: RHOQ
Product: ras homolog family member Q
Biological process (GO): small GTPase-mediated signal transduction
Molecular function (GO): GTP binding; GTPase activity
Source: RefSeq, a predicted model, not a curated record